Messenger RNA from Erythranthe guttata (spotted monkey flower), 908 nucleotides. RefSeq names its product transcription factor MYB4. Gene Ontology annotation, cellular component: nucleus. Lineage: Eukaryota; Viridiplantae; Streptophyta; Magnoliopsida; Lamiales; Phrymaceae. Gene Ontology annotation, molecular function: transcription cis-regulatory region binding. The record is from RefSeq and is a predicted model, not a curated record. Gene Ontology annotation, biological process: cell differentiation; regulation of DNA-templated transcription.
AUUUUAUUCACACACAUAAAUCACACACAUAUGCAUGUAUGUAUGUAUGGCGAAGAGAUUAUCAUCAUCAUCGUCGGCGGCGGCAGCUCUGAACAAAGGUUCAUGGACAGCAGAUGAAGAUAGGAAACUAGCUCAAUGCAUAGAGAUGCAUGGCCCCACCAGGUGGAAAUUUUUGGCUCUCAAAUCAGGGUUGAAUAGGUGUGGAAAGAGUUGCAGAUUGAGAUGGUUGAACUAUCUUAGACCAGAUAUCAAGAGAGGCAAUAUUUCUGAUGCUGAAGAGGAUUUGAUACUCAGGCUUCAUAGGCUCCUUGGAAAUAGGUGGUCGUUGAUUGCAGGAAGACUUCCGGGAAGAACGGAUAACGAGAUAAAGAACUAUUGGAAUGCACAUCUAAGGAAGAAGGCAAAGUUAAUGGAGAAGUUACCAGCACCAAGCUCAACUGCAACAAUAUUGCAAGAUAAUAAUAACGAAGAUCGCGAAAAAACAGUGGGAAGUAGCUGCAGUACUGGGGCUGUAGAGAUUAUAAAAGAAACACAAGAAAGUAAAGAUCGAGACGAAUACUGGAGCUCUGACGACGACGAUGAUGGUGGUGGUGAUGUUGAACGCUUUGAUUCCUCAAGAAAAGGAACCAAAGGAUUGAAUUGGGUCAAAACUUUUCUUGAACUUGAGGAAGAAUCUUAAAUCUUUUGGAUGGAUGGAUAUCAAGAAUUUGUAAGCAAAAUUCUAUAUUAAAUGGUCCGUUAACCUCGUUUCGUUUCGUUUUUUUAACGUAGUAGCUCUACAAUUAAAGAGUUAAAGGUUGUUUUAUUUGAUAGAUAAAUUAAAGUCAAUAAGGUCCAGUUAUGUAACAAUAUAUGUAACUCAUAUUUGUGGUCUAUCUCCUCUACAUUAUGAAUUAUAUUUGUGGCCC